Molecule: messenger RNA, 469 nt
Organism: Paramecium octaurelia
Lineage: Eukaryota; Ciliophora; Oligohymenophorea; Peniculida; Parameciidae
Source: the annotation of a GenBank genome assembly
AUGAAUUCUUUAGUUAUAGUUUUUGUAAUUCUUUUAGUUCAUGGCCAGGAAAUAGACUGGGGAUUGAAUCUCGAUUAAGAAUAAAAACGAGAUUAUUUAAUUGUCAAUAGUAAUGUUCAAAUAAAUUAGGCUGGAUGUAAUAUUAUAAAAUUAUAAUAAGCAAAUAAUUAAUAAUAAAAAGGAUAGUAUAUACAAGGUUAAGACUAAGGAACCAUUAGUGAGGAGAAUAAACGACAAAUUUAUGAAGAAUUUCUUUCUUACGAUUUGGAUGAAGGUACAGAUUAUGAGAAAUAAUUAGAUGGCAUUUUAAGAAUAGAUGAACUAAAAUAAUCAUUUCGAGGGGAGGCAGAACAAUAGGUUAGAAAAUUAUUUGGAUUCGGGGAUAAAGACAUGAAUGGUUUUCUCAACUUUGAAGAAUUCUUUAAAUUCAGGACCAGAGAUUCAAUGUCAGAUUUAUGAAAUUAAUGAG